UAUAUUGGUGAAGCAUUGGAGGAUUUCCACACCAUUUAAUGGAGGGCAAAUUGUUGGAGGCCGCUCGCUCAGGAAAUGUAGAAGCCCUUUAUGAUGCAGUUGGCGAAGAUGAUUCAAUCCUUCAGAAACUGCACUCAUGCGGGUGCGUUGAGACUCCUUUGCACCGGGCUUCCAUGUUUGGGCAGGCGGAGUUUGUGCGAGAAUAUAUAAGGCUGAGCUUAAUUUCUGCCCACCAACUCUCUCAACUCAAUCGAGACGGUUACAGCCCGCUGCACUUGGCUUCGGCCAAUGCCCACUUGGAGAUCGUCCAAUUUAUGCUUGAGUUUGUGAAGCAGAAUUUUGCUGUUGUGGAGGUGUGCAUGAAGAAAGAUAGGGACGGCAGAACUGCACUUCAUUCUGCCAUGGUCAGUGGUAAAAUUGAAGUCAUUGACCUGCUGUUUGUCAAUUAUCCAGACGCUGCAAAUGAGGUGACUUUUCAUCAAGAGACUGUUCUACAUCUUGCGGUGAAACACCACCAGCAUGAGGCACUCAAAUUCUUGAUUGAUCAGAAACUUGGAUCGUCGGUUGAAGGUUUGCUGAAUGUAGGUGAUCGGGAAGGCAACACAAUUCUACAUCUUGCAACAGCCAACAGACAAUUUCAGACAGUAGAAUACUUAGUGAAGCUACAGAAUUUGAAUGUGAACGCAGAGAAUUCAAAUGGCCUCAGGCCAUUGGACAUGUUGUUCGUGGAUACAUUUAACUCAUAUGAUGCAUAUAUAAAAGAGACAAUUACACAUGUAGGGGGUUCGCGAUCCCAAGUGAUACCAACAGACGUCCAGACCGGACUCCAACAAAUGGCACCAACAAACGUCCAGACCGGGCUCCAACACUCCCCUGCGGAUACUUCAUCAAGCUUAAGUAGCCAAGAGGAAGACGAUCAAAAUACAAAACAAAAAUGGUUCACAGAAUUGAGAAGUGGCAUUAUAGUAAUGGCAUCAGUAUUUGCUACUAUAACGUUUCAGGUUGCGCUAACUCCUCCUGGAGGGAUGUGGCAAGAUUGGGGUUCAAAUGAAGCCACAUCCAACACUACUUCUUCAGCCGACUCCACACAUAAGCCCGGAGAAACAAUUCUUUAUGAUUUGGAUCGUAAGAAAUUCCGCGGGCUCAUGUGGUUAAAUACACAGUCAUUCUUCUCUUCUAUUGCUACCAUCUUAAUGGUAUUGCAAGCUUUCAAGGUUGACUCAUUUGCAUGGACAUUGGGGCUAAAUUGUGCAUACAUCACUGUGUUUUUUGUAGUAGUAGAGUAUCUUUCAAUUGUUGCACUUGUCACAUCGAAGAAUGUGUUCAACAGUCCAGGGAUUUUGAUGUCUCUGAUUUUCUGGAUGAUGAUCUUGAGCGCUGCCCUCCUUAGCUUCUUUUUAAGAGCCCUUAAACUAAUUAAGUGAAAGUAUCCUCAAAUUUCUCGACAUGAGUUGUCUCAUCACUGUAAUGAUAUAUGUAUUCUGAUUUUUAUUAAU
This is a messenger RNA of Sesamum indicum (sesame), 1496 nucleotides long. RefSeq lists its product as uncharacterized. Gene Ontology annotation, cellular component: plasma membrane. Gene Ontology annotation, molecular function: protein binding. The record is from RefSeq and is a predicted model, not a curated record. NCBI's taxonomy places the organism in Eukaryota, Viridiplantae, Streptophyta, Magnoliopsida, Lamiales, Pedaliaceae.